AUGUUGUCUGUCAGUGCACCCCCACUACCACUACCUCAACAACAGCAACAGCAACAGCAACAACACCUACAAUCGAUCGACAUGUCGCCAGAGACAUCCAUUGGUGUGGUUGCCCUAGCAAUCAAUAAUAAAUGUGACGAUCCACAACCACCGCAAGGAGUGGACGACGCAAUAGACAACGACUACGACAACACAAACAGCAACAACAUCAACAACAACAUCAACAACACCAUUUAUUCAUUAUCACCAUCAAUGUCAACAUCAACAAUAGCUAGUUCGACUUCGAUAGAGAAUAUAGUCGAGUGUUCGGACAUUAGCAGCAAUAGUGGCCGCGGCAGUAUCGGCAGCAAUAGGAGUAGAAGUCGUAGCAGUAGUGGCAGUAGUAGUGCCGCCACUCUGGACAAUACUGCGGCCGCCAUUCCUGACGCAGCGAUGGCCGAGCAGCAACAACAGAAGGAUGUGAAUGCCUUGGUGGCGUUGGCCAUUAAGCGUUCUGUGAAACGUGCCGCCAAUGGUGGCGGAUCAUUCCUCAACUCGACUGGCAAUUUUGUCAACAGCUGCCUAUCAUUCCUACUGCGCACCUAUACCAUCAGACGGUGGAUUGAGAAGUUGUUGGAGUUGGAGUUGCCAGAUGGCACGCAGCUGUUUGGAAGCCUGGGCGAUGGUGUCAUCCUGUGUCGCCUGAUGCUGUCUGUAAAGGCCAACUCUAUUCCAAAGAUUCACACUGGCACAUCACUGAACUUUAAGAUUCGCGAGAACUUCCUCUUCUUUACACAGGCAAUGGAGGACAUUGGAGUGUCCCGUUUCUACCAAUUCACAGUGUCCGAUCUGCAUGAGAGGAAGAACUAUAUCAAGGUGCUAGAGUCACUCGAGGUGUUUGCCGAUAUGGCCAGCAAUGAAUUGCUGACCAAACAACCAGAGAAGACCAUUGACCCGCUCACCGAUGAGCAGGCCGCCACCAUCCAAUUCACAGAGCAAGAUAUUGCCAGCGCAGAGGCACACCUGAAGCGUUUGAAUGUCAACCGUCUUGCUCGACAGCCUUGUCGCAAGUCAACAGCAACAAAGGACCAACCAAAACGCCAAUCCAAGUUGGUUCCACUCGUUCAUCAGUCACUGCCAAACCUGUCAUCAACAUUGGUGAGCUCUACCUCAUCAUCAUCAUCUCCAAGUGGAUCACCUUAUAAGUCGAUACUCAAGAACAAGUCUGCAUCCCAACUAUUGACACCAGGACAGAUACUUCUCAAGGCUAGACCAUAUGAGAAGAAAUGGAUCAAGGUACAGGCACUGGUACGAGGACAUUUGGCGAGGAGGGACUUCCACAAACGAGUUCGCAACUCUGCAUACAGACAUAAUAUAGCGGAUGAGCUGUUGGCCACCGAGGAGAUGUACAUCAAACAUUUGGACCGUCUCAUCGUUCACUACUUUGAGCCGAUUCAAGAGCAGGCCACACGUAUCGGCAUCAAGGCAACAAUGCUAGAGGAGUUCAAGAAGAUAUUCUCCAACAUUGAAGUGAUCAGGAACUACAACAGUUCCCUCUUGGCAGACCUCAAGCCAGUCAUAGAGAACUGGUCCAACUCCAAAACAAUUGGAAAGAUAUUCAUUCAGUUCAUAUUCCUUCUAAAGGUGUAUACACAGUACGUCAAGGAGUUCACUCAAACCUUUGAGACAAUCAAGAAUAUGCGCAAGAACAAUCCCAAGUUUGAUCAAUGCAUUACCGAGCUUGAGGACAUGGACUACAAACACAUCAAUGAUUAUCUCAUUCUUCCAGUCCAAAGGAUACCCAGAUAUACAUUAUUGUUGGCCGAUCUUGUCAAGAACACAUGGCCAGACCAUCCUGACUAUCAAGAUCUCACUGAAUCACUAAAGAGAAUGCAGGAUGUUGCAAUGUCCAUCAAUGAGAAGAAGAGAGAGGCUGAGAAUAUCCAAAAGGUCUCAGAGAUACAGAGUAACUUUGUUGGAAAGUUCGAGAACCUGGCAGAGCCACAUCGAAGGUUCGUCCAUGAGGGUCCUUUGUGUGUAGUGGCCGCCAGCGGCAAGGAGUCACAACGAAUAUUCUAUCUGUUCAAUGAUGUAUUGGUCGGAGCAAAGUCUACCACCAGUGGUUUGCUGCGCAAGGAUGGAAGGAAGGUAAAGGAGUCCAUCAGAAUGAAUCUGGUCACUGUCAAGUUAAUGGUCAAGGAGGUGCCUAUUUGUCCAGCCAAGCCACCACCUCCAAAGGUUUCACCAAGAUCACACCUUAACCAACUACCAGCACCCAUCUCUCCUCAUCAAUCAUCACCUUCUACAACCACCGCGGUGGGUGGUACCUCAGCAUUGUCUUCAGCACCAGUGUCCCUAGAGAACCCACACAUCAAGGUGUUUACCAAACCUCUGCCACCAUCCAAGAUGCGCACUGUGACAAAUCAAUCAAAUGGUCAACAGACAUUGACCCGACAGUCAGCUCCACCCUCCACACCCUCUUCCUCAUCCAAGCCACCUCUUGUCACACAAUCAAGUCGAAGCAGGACAUCAACAAACUCUCCCACUGGUAUACCACCAUUACCAAAGCAGAGGUCACAAACUUUAGUCUCGCCACCCCCAUCACAAAUCAACAAACCAACGGCACAGUCAUUGACACCACCUCGCCCAUCACACUCGGCUCUUACACUGUCUGCGAAUCGUUCCCCCAUGACAUCACCAUCUAGUCCAUCACAGGUCAGUCCCAUCAUGUCACCAAGUGGCCAAUCUGCUCAGUCCCUACAGCUCUCUCCAUUGAACGACAAUACUACCACCAAGCAACCAGACCUGAUCAUCGAGCUGGUUGAUUCUUUUGGUGCCUGUAUCCUCAGGCUACUCUGUCCAAACUUGAAAGACAAGGAAGCAUGGCUAGUGGAGUUCAAGAAGGUUCAAGAAGACUUGGAUAACAAGAAGUUGGUCAACGAAGAGGCAAUGAAGAGAUCACAGGAAAAGGCAGGGUUUGCAAAGGCUGCCCUCAGUCAACAGUACGCCACCCUUCGAUUCCGUGGCAAACACCUGGCGCUUACAGACAUACAAAAGUCAAUGGAGGAUGCGGACAACAAGUCUGUUGAACAAGUGGACCAGCAGCAGACAACAACUGCGGCUCCUCUCCCCAUCGGCUUUGCCAGUCCCAAGGUAGAGCGUGACUUUAUGACCCUCAGGAAGCAGACGAUUGGUAGACGAUCACAACAGACAACAAAGAUCACAGGAUCAUUGUUUGAACCGCUGGAUAGCAAUCCUACUCCACCACCAUCAUCAUCAUCCUCACAGUCCACCCCGCCAUCCACCAAAUCCUCAGCCACUUCAUUGGAAGUAAUCAACUCGAGAAGCAACAACAACAACAAAGAGUUACUGUUACCAUCGACAACAACACUUGACACUGCAUCCGCAGCGGAUGAGUUGGUGGCAUCCAACACAAUGGGCAAUAACAAGAAGUCUGGAACAGUUUCAUCAUGGUUUGCAACACUUCGAUUCAAAAAGAAGAAGCCUGCAUCUCAAUUUGAUAGCAGCGGCACUGUUGGCAACAGCACUCAGAUUACUGAUCACCACUCACCAUAG
Molecule: messenger RNA, 3555 nt
Organism: Acytostelium subglobosum LB1
Lineage: Eukaryota; Evosea; Eumycetozoa; Acytosteliales; Acytosteliaceae
Exons: 4
Coding region: 1-3555 (1184 amino acids)
Molecular function (GO): guanyl-nucleotide exchange factor activity; protein binding
Source: RefSeq, a predicted model, not a curated record